UCAACCCAAGCAUCGAAAUCCGUGCCCGGCAAGUAAAUUUAUCAUCCAUCGGCGGCAAGUCAUUGACUGAGAAGGCGUCGUCGGUUGGCCGGCGACGGGGACAGAGUCAUCGAGGAGAUGUUUGAACAAUUCUAAAUCUCAGUUUUCUGUAUGGUUCUUAGCCAAAAUCCCAGCAGAGAUCGAUGAGCUCUGAUGAUAUCUCGAGAGAGGCCAUCAAGCGGGCCAUCAAAGCUCUCCACAAGAGGCGUUUGCUCGAGGAAGGCGCACAUGGGCCGGCCGUUGCAGCUCUGGCCAGGCCGUUUGCUGCCCAGGGAUUAGAAUGGAAAGAGAAAGCUGAGAAACUUGAAUUAGAAUUACAACAAUGUUAUAGAGCUCAGUCACGAUUGUCUGAACAACUUGUGGUAGAGGUGGCCGAAUGUAGAAGCUCAAAAGCUGUUGCUCAAGAGAAAGAGUCAUUAAUUGUCAAUCUGCAGAAUGAAGUGACUCAAGCAAGGGAAGAGAACUCAAAACUUAGGGAGUGUUUAGAUGGGAAAACUAAAGCCUUGGAUUUGGCUGUGUCUGAAAACCAGUCACUUAAAGUACAGUUAGAAGAUGUGAUGCAAAAACUAAGAGAAGCAGAGGCUGAGAGCAAGAACUUGAUUGAUCGUUGGAUGCUAGAAAAAAUGAAGGAUGCAGAAAAACUAAAUGAGGUUAAUGCACUGUAUGAGGAGAUGAUGCAACAGUUAAAGGUAAGCAGCAUUGAACAGCUUGCCAGACAGCAGGUAGAUGGUGUGGUUCGACAAAGGGAAGCAGGCCACGAUGAUGUUGAGUCAGUGGUUCCUUCCACUUGCAAGCAUGUCGUACAUUGUCAUGACGGCGUGUGUGGUUCCAUAUUAUUUGAGCACAAUUCAAACAGGCUUAUCACUGGCGGCCAGGACCGCACAGUGAAGGUUUGGGACGCCAACACAGGGACGUUAACUAACACUUUCAGAGGCAGCAUCGGUUCCAUUCUUGACAUUGCCAUUACUCAUGAUAACAAAUUUGUGAUUGGGGCAAGCAGUUCCAACAAUUUGUGUGUGUGGGAAUCAUCCUCAGGCCGUAUUCGUCACACGCUUACAGGCCACACUGACAAAGUAUGCAGUGUAGAUGCAAUGAGAUACUCUGGCCGCAAUGCAGUCAGUGCAGCUUAUGAUCAUACCAUCAAAGUCUGGGAUCUGCAGAAGGGUUACUGUUCACAAACUAUCAUUUCAAUGAGUAAUUGCAAUGCAGUUGCCUAUAGUUCUGAUGGGCUAACUAUAUGCUCAGGCCAUGUUGAUGGUAACCUUCGUUUGUGGGACAGUCAGUCUGGGAAAUUGAUCAGUGAGGUUGCAGCUCAUUCACAAGCAGUCACAUCUGUCUGUGUGUCUCGUGAUGGUAACGUAGUCUUAACAAGUGGAAGGGAUAAUGUGCAUAAUUUGUUUGAUGUAAGAACCUUGGAGGUUUGUGGUACUUAUAGGACUAACGGAAACAGGGUUGCAUCCAACUGGAGCCGCUCGUGCAUCAGUGGCGAUGAAAAUUGUGUGGCAGCUGGUUCUGCUGAUGGUUCUGUCAGUAUUUGGUCAAGGUUGAUGCCUCACAAGGUGAGCGUUCUUGAUGGACAUACUUCACCUGUUCUUUCCUGUACAUGGAACGACCUUGGUAGACCUCUGGCUUCUGCUGAUAGGAAUGGGACUGUUUGUAUAUGGGUGUGAUAUAUAUAUAUAUAUGUAUAUAUAUAUAUAUAUAUAUUCUUCUCAU
Phalaenopsis equestris is the source of this 1755-nucleotide messenger RNA. RefSeq names its product autophagy-related protein 16. Gene Ontology annotation, cellular component: autophagosome membrane. Gene Ontology annotation, biological process: autophagosome assembly. Lineage: Eukaryota; Viridiplantae; Streptophyta; Magnoliopsida; Asparagales; Orchidaceae. Gene Ontology annotation, molecular function: protein binding. The coding region runs from base 183 to 1709 and encodes 508 amino acids. The transcript is spliced from 5 exons. The record is from RefSeq and is a predicted model, not a curated record.